UCCCCUCCCACCCUCAGCUCAACCACCGGCUCCCAUCUUCAUCCACCUCCAUAUCUCUCUCUCCAAUCCAUUCCUCCUCCUUGGGAGAGACCAAGCGCAACUCACCUCAACAAUGAAGGGCAGGAGGCAGAGCAUGGUGCCGGACGGGGGCUGCAGCGGCAGCAAGAUGGAGCGCAAGGACGUGGAGAAGAACCGGCGGCUGCACAUGAAGGGCCUCUGCCUCAAGCUCUCCUCCCUCCUCCCGCCCUCCUCCGCCCACCACCUCCGACACUAUUCUUCUACUUCUUCCUCGCCGCCGUCCAGCAACAAGGACGCGGCGACGCAGCUGGACCAGCUGGACAGCGCCGCGGCGUACAUCAAGCAGCUCCGGGGCCGGAUCGACCACCUCAAGCGCCGCAAGCAGGCCGCCCUCUCCGGCGGCACGGCCGGCUGCUCCUCCUCCGUCUCCGCCGGCGACUACAAGUCACAGACGGCCUCGCUGCCGGUGAUCGAGGUUCGGCACCAGGACGGGACGCUCGACGUGGCGCUGGCGAGCGAAUCCGGGCGGCCGUUCCGGCUGCACGAGGUGAUCGCCGUGCUGGAGCAGGAGGGCGCCGAGGUGGUCAGCGCCAGCUUCUCGGUCGUCGGCGACAAGAUCUUCUACACGGUCCAUUCCCAGGCGAUGUGCCCCCGCAUCGGCCUCGAGCCCGGCAGGGUCGCCCACCGGCUCCGCGGCCUCGCCGCAGCCGCAGCCGCCACCGUCUCGUCGUCGGUCCUCCUGACAUGAUCUCUUUCUUUCUUGUUUUUGCCAUGGUGACAGACCAGCCGGUCUAUUUUUUCAUCAAUCGCAGCAGCUUAGCAUAGCUUAGUACUGCUCUACUCUGCUCGUCAUUGAGCUUCAGGUCUGUCUGAAAUCUACUACUAGCGUAGUCAUGUGUACCUGCAUAUCUCCUCCUUUGUGAAGAUGUGAGACAUUUUAGCAUUCAGAAUGUUGGAUUUCUUUCUACUAACAA
Messenger RNA from Triticum dicoccoides, 992 nucleotides. Its product is annotated as transcription factor bHLH168-like. Gene Ontology annotation, molecular function: protein dimerization activity; RNA polymerase II transcription regulatory region sequence-specific DNA binding; DNA-binding transcription factor activity, RNA polymerase II-specific. The transcript is spliced from 2 exons. The coding region runs from base 113 to 766 and encodes 217 amino acids. Lineage: Eukaryota; Viridiplantae; Streptophyta; Magnoliopsida; Poales; Poaceae. Gene Ontology annotation, biological process: regulation of transcription by RNA polymerase II. The record is from RefSeq and is a predicted model, not a curated record. Gene Ontology annotation, cellular component: RNA polymerase II transcription regulator complex.